Molecule: messenger RNA, 2660 nt
Organism: Molossus molossus (Pallas's mastiff bat)
Lineage: Eukaryota; Metazoa; Chordata; Mammalia; Chiroptera; Molossidae
Gene: TAP2
Product: transporter 2, ATP binding cassette subfamily B member
Exons: 12
Coding region: 102-2210 (702 amino acids)
Biological process (GO): antigen processing and presentation of endogenous peptide antigen via MHC class I; peptide transport; transmembrane transport
Cellular component (GO): TAP complex; endoplasmic reticulum membrane
Molecular function (GO): ATP binding; ABC-type oligopeptide transporter activity; MHC protein binding
Source: RefSeq, a predicted model, not a curated record
GCCGAGGAGGGGAGGCCGAGCUGCGGGAGCGGGUUCGCAGCUCCGUCCUCAGCACCGCGCCGGAGACCUCGGAGCUGCAGUCCCGAGGCCGCCGCCACACCAUGCGGCUCCCUGACCUGAGACCCUGGGCCUCCCUGCUGCUGGCGGACUUGGCUUUGCUCUGGCUGCUUCAGGGGACCCUGGGGGCCCUGCUACCCCGAGGGCUUCCCGGCCUGUGGCUGGAGGGGACCCUGCGACUUGGAGGGCUAUGGUGGCUGCUGAAGCUGGGGGGACUGCUGAGACUUGUGGGAACACUGCUGCCCCCGCUCUGCCUGGUGACCCCGCUGUUCCUUUCCCUGAGGGCCCUGAUCUCCGGGGCCUUGAGUGCCCCGCCAGCCCGAGUGGCUUCAGCCCCUUGGAGCUGGCUGCUGGUGGGGUACGGGGCUGCAGCGCUCAGCGGGGCUGUGUGGGCCGUGCUGAGCCCCCCAGGCGCCCAGGAGAAGGAGCAGGGCCAGAAGAACAGCAGAGCCUUGAUGUGGCGGCUGCUGAGGCUCUCCAGGCCUGACCUGCCCUUCCUCAUCGCUGCCUUCUUCUUCCUAGCGGUCGCCGUGCUGGGUGAGACAUUAAUCCCUUACUAUUCUGGUCGCGUGAUUGACAUUCUGGGAGGAGAUUUUGACCCUGAAGCCUUCGCCAGCGCCAUCUUUUUCAUGUGUCUCUUCUCCGUUGGGAGCUCGCUGUCCGCAGGCUGCCGGGGAGGCUGCUUCGUCCUCACCAUGUCCAGAAUCAACCUGCGGAUCCGGGAACAGCUCUUCUCCUCCCUUCUGCGCCAGGACCUCGGCUUCUUCCAGGAGACUAAGACAGGGGAGCUGAAUUCGAGGUUGAACUCAGACACCAAACUGAUGAGUUCCUGGCUUCCUUUCAAUGCCAACGUGCUCCUGCGGAACCUGGUGAAGGUGGUGGGGCUGUACAGCUUCAUGCUCAACCUAUCGCCUCGACUCACCUUCCUGUCCCUGCUCGAGGUGCCUCUCACAAUAGCGGCCGAAAAGGUGUACAGUGUCCGCCACCAGGCGGUGCUGCUGGAGAUCCAGGACGCGGUGGCGCAGGCCGGGCAGGUGGUGCGGGAGGCAGUCGGAGGGCUGCAGACCGUGCGCAGCUUUGGGGCUGAGGAGCAAGAGGCCCUUCGCUACGAGGAGGCCCUUGAACGGUGCCGGAAGCUGUGGUGGCGACGAGACCUGGAACGGGCUCUCUACCUGCUCUUCCGGAGGACGCUGCACUUGGGGAUGCAGGUGCUGAUGCUGAGCUGUGGGCUGCAGCAGAUCCUGGCCGGGGACCUCACUCGGGGCGGGCUGCUGUCCUUCCUGCUCUUCCAGGAGGACGUGGGCCACUACGUGCAGACCCUGGUGUACAUGUAUGGGGACAUGCUGAGCAACGUGGGGGCAGCCGAGAAGGUUUUCAGCUACCUGGACCGGCAGCCAAGCCUGCCCCCGGCGGGGACCCUGGAGCCACCCUGUCUGCAGGGGCUGGUGGAAUUCCAGGACGUCUCCUUCGCGUACCCCAACCGCCCCGACCAGCCGGUGCUCAAGGGGCUGACGUUCACCCUGCGUCCUGGUGAGGUGACAGCGCUGGUGGGGCCCAAUGGGUCUGGGAAGAGCACAGUGGCUGCCCUGCUGCAGAAUCUGUACCAGCCCACCGGGGGGAAGCUGCUGCUGGACGGGAAGCCCCUUUCCCAGUAUGAGCACCGCUACCUGCACCGACAGGUGGCUUUGGUUGGGCAGGAGCCUGUGCUGUUCUCGGGGUCCGUGAGGUACAACAUCACCUACGGGCUGGAGAGCUGCAGCGAGCACAAGGUGGUGGCCGCGGCCCAGGCUGCCGGAGCGGAGGAGUUCAUAGAAGCCAUGGAGCACGGCCUGUCUACAGAUGUAGGGGAGAAAGGGAACCUGUUGGCUGUGGGGCAGAAACAGCGUCUGGCCAUUGCCCGGGCCCUUGUGCGGGACCCACGUGUCCUCAUCCUGGACGAAGCCACCAGUUCCCUGGACGUCCAGUGUGAGCAGGCGCUGCAGGACUGGCGAUCCCGCGGGGACCUCACGGUGCUGGUGAUCGCUCACAGGCUGCAGACGGUUCGGGACGCUGACCAGGUCCUGGUGCUCAGGCAGGGACAGCUGGUGGAGCGAGCCCAGCUCCUGGAGGGGCAGGACCUCUAUUCCCGCCUGGUGCAGCAGCUGGAGGACUGAGGCCCGGCCCGCCCUCCUCAGGGCCGCCUUCACCGCAGGCAGCUCCGCCUGGAGCCUCCCUGGGGCCGCCUCUGCGGGUUGGCUGUUCCGGCGGAGGUUCCAGGCGGAGGUUGCACCUCGCCUGCCUCUGUCUGCGGAGAGGGGGCUGCGGCCUGUGUCCAGGGACCUUCCUCCCUUGAUGAGCAGAGCGGUGCCUGGUGCUGAGUAGUGUACUGUGCAUAAUAAAUAUAUUUUAAAAUAUUUUUGCUUAUCAUAUAAAUAGCGCACAUUCAUACAGAGAAGUAAGUCUAACCUUUGUUUCACUUCCCAGAGGUAACCACGGUUACUAUUUUGCUGGCUAGCCUAUUAAUCUUUUAUCUGUUCUUUGAGAUAAAUAUUAGCCAAAUGGACAUAAAUGUUCCUGAGGCUGCCUUUCUGUAUCCUUCCCCAUUCCACCAGUGUCUGAUAUUU